AUGGCAUGGAAUGUAUUAUUCAUUUUUUUAAUUCUUAUAUGUUCUGAAGUUUUAUGUAAAAUAAAUACAGACAAAGGUUUACGUGGAUGUUUUACAGAAUUGAAAUGUGGUGAAAAAUCAACUAAUCUAUCGAUCAUUGUUCAAGGUCUACCAGGUCUACAUGGUCCACAAGGAGUUACAGGUUUACCUGGCCAUAUAGGUCCACCAGGUUUAACAGGUCCUCCGGGUCGAGAUGGUUUUGCUGAACGAUCAAUUUCAUUUUGUGCUGAAUUACAACAUUUUGAUAUUGCAAGAAAUUUCAAUAGGAUACUUCGACCAUGGAUAUUAUCUGAUUCAUUUAAUGUUCCAACUGUUUCAAAUUAUUUUUCGGAACAUACUGGCAUAUUUACUGUACCUACAAAGGGUCUUUAUCAAUUUUUUCUUACUAUUUUCGUUUCUAGAAUUAAGGCAUCUUUUUAUAUCACAAAAAAUAGUCAACAUAUGUGUACAAUUUGGUUAGAAUCAAUAGUUAUAAGUCAUAAUAAAACCCUUGUUUCGGGUUUUUCUAAUGGUUUAAUAGAUUGUCUUUUAAAUUGUCAAGUUAAUGAUCAAAUAUCUGUUCUAGCUUUAAAUCUUUUAAAUGAAAAUUUCGAUUCACAACCUGAUGCUUAUUCUUAUUUAAUAUUUUCAGGCUAUAUGUUAUCUCGUAUUUAA
Molecule: messenger RNA, 693 nt
Organism: Rotaria sp. Silwood2
Lineage: Eukaryota; Metazoa; Rotifera; Eurotatoria; Philodinida; Philodinidae
Source: the annotation of a GenBank genome assembly